AUGAAAUUCAUCUUUUUCUUUCUUAUUCUCAUUGUUUUCUUGAGCUCACUGGCAGAAUCUCGAGCUCUGGAUGUUUUGAAUGGAACUCCAUUGCCAACAGAUUUCAGCGGAUCAGAUGGAGAUCUUAAGGAAGGUGGCAGAAGAUACCCAGAUCCAGAUUUUCCAAAGGGAACUCCAUUGCCAACAGAUGCCAUCGGUGCAAAAAUUGAAUAA
This is a messenger RNA of Caenorhabditis angaria, 213 nucleotides long. The record is from the annotation of a GenBank genome assembly. NCBI's taxonomy places the organism in Eukaryota, Metazoa, Nematoda, Chromadorea, Rhabditida, Rhabditidae.